This is a messenger RNA of Neltuma alba, 3101 nucleotides long. RefSeq names its product MDIS1-interacting receptor like kinase 2-like. The record is from RefSeq and is a predicted model, not a curated record. Gene Ontology annotation, biological process: protein phosphorylation. Bases 139 to 3003 code for a protein of 954 amino acids. The transcript is spliced from 2 exons. Gene Ontology annotation, molecular function: ATP binding; protein kinase activity; receptor serine/threonine kinase binding. Lineage: Eukaryota; Viridiplantae; Streptophyta; Magnoliopsida; Fabales; Fabaceae.
GCUGCUUUCUUCGCAUCUGUUGCUGGUGGAGAAAGCGAAGCAAAAGCUCUGUUGAAGUGGAGGGAUAGCUUUAAUGAACAAAGCAAAGGCACGUUGUCCUCUUGGAAGAACGAUACUUCUCCUUGCAAACAAUUCUGGAUGGGAAUUUCUUGUGAUAAAUCCCUGUCGGUGAUCAACAUAAGUCUCCCAAAUCUUAGGCUUAAUGGUACACUUUCCAGUCUCAACUUCGCUUCCUUUCCUAAUCUCCUCUACUUUAACAUACAGAACAACCAAUUUCAUGGAAAUAUUCCCCACGAAAUUGGUCAUUUGUCCAGUAUUUUGUGGUUGCGUUUGUCAGGUAAUCCAUUAAUUAGGGGUUCCAUUCCUCCUGAAAUUUGGAAUCUAACCACUCUAACUUGUCUUGAUCUUACGACAUGUAAACUCACUGGACAAAUUCCCCAAGAAAUUGGGAAUUUGAGGAAUUUGAGUUGCCUAUGGCUUGCAAACAAUUCCUUUUUUGGUCCCAUUCCUGAAGAGAUUGGAAUGUUAAGCAAUCUUGUAUAUAUUGAUUUGGCGGAGAACUCUCUAUCAGGGAGAAUCCCAUCAUCAAUUGGAAACUUGACCAUGUUACAAAUACUGUUUCUUGACAAGAACAAUCUCGCGGGUCCUAUUCCUACUGAAUUCUGGAAACUCUAUUCUCUCAAUAACAUUCAGUUAUAUGAAAAUAGUCUUUCAGGGCCAAUCUCUCCCUAUGUAGGAAACCUAACCAAUCUCAAAAAAUUUUCCUUUUCUGAUAACAGAUUCUUUGGUCCAAUUCCUCCAUCCAUAGGCAACUUGAUCAAUGUAGAGGAGUUUUACCUUUCAAACAACAAGCUUUUAGGAUUUAUUCCUCCCACUAUAGGAAAUAUGACAAAGCUCACCGCUGUGUUCUUGGACAACAACAGCUUUAGUGGUCAACUUCCACGAGAAAUGAAUAACUUGACUAGUUGGUAUAACAUACAACUGAGUUAUAAUCAUCUCAGUGGUCCUUUGCCACAAAGUAUUUGCCAAAGUGGGCAGUUGUUUAGGCUUGCUGCUAAUGAUAACCAUUUUACUGGUCCUAUUCCAACUAGUUUGAAGAAUUGUUCUAGUCUACAAAGACUCAAGCUUGAUAAUAACCAAAUAGAUGAAAAUAUAACAGAUGCUUUUGGAGUGUAUCCUCAUUUAUACCACAUCAAUCUAAGUGGAAAUCAAUUGUAUGGCCACCUUUCAUCAAGGUGGGGUAAGUGUCAAAAUCUUACACAAUUGAUUAUUCACAAUAAUAGGCUGUCUGGUGGUAUACCACCAGAACUAGGAGAUGCAGCUAAGCUUGGUUUACUUAACUUGUCCUCAAAUCAUUUGUCUGGACCAAUUCCCAAAACACUAGGGAAGUUGGUCAAGCUAGCAGAACUCUCUUUGAGUCACAAUAACUUCUCUGGUAAUGUCCUCUCAAGUAUAAGAUCACUUAGUCAACUUCAAACUUUGGAGUUGGCAGCAAAUAAAUUUAAUGGCUCAAUCACAAGAGAGCUUGGGGAAUUAACCAGAUUGAAGUUCUUGAACUUGAGCAAAAACAAAUUUGCUGGAAGCAUUCCCCCUGAGUUUGGUGAACUCCAAGACCUUGAACAUCUUGAUCUUAGUGACAAUUUGCUAGUUGGAACUAUACCAUCUGGGCUUGGAAUGUUAUCCAACUUGCAAGUAUUGAACCUCUCACAUAAUAAUCUCACCGGCACCAUUCCUUCAAGUUUAAAUAGACCAAUGUCAGCUUUGUCUACAGUUGACAUAUCAUAUAAUCAAUUAAUAGGCCCCGUUCCAAACAAACAAGCCUUUCACAACUUUGAUGCUUUAAGGAACAAUAAAGGUUUGUGCGGUAACAUCAAUGGUUUAAGUCCCUGUGGUGAUCGUCAAACAAAUGGACACGGGCAUAAGAGCAAAAAGUUCCUGACAAUAUUCCUCCCAUUGGCCAUACUGCUAUUAGUAUUUGUUGGAGCAUCUUUCAUUUUUUCUCGAAUAGCAGCAAAAGCAAAAGCAAAAGGCAAAGAGGGAGAAAAUCCAACUGAAGAUGUUUAUUUUGUAUGGAGUCUCGAAAGAGAAAUACUGUAUGAAGAUAUCAUUGAAGCCACAAAAGAAUUUGAUGAAAGAUAUCUGGUCGGGAAAGGAGGCCAAGGAAGUGUUUAUAGGGCUGAGUUGCCUACAGGUGAUGUUGUCGCUGUAAAGAAGCUUCAUUCAAUGCCAAGUGGAGAUAUUUCCAACCAAAAAGCCUUUACAAGUGAGAUUCAAGCCUUGACAGAAAUCAAACAUCACAACAUUGUGAAAUUGUAUGGGUUUUAUUCCAAUUCACAAUUCUCCUUUUUGGUUUAUGAGUUCUUGGAUGGUGGCAGCUUGGAUGACAUAUUAAAGAAUCAAAAUCAAGCCACUGAAUUUGAAUGGAAUAAGAGGGUAAAUGUUGUUAAAGGUGUGGCUAAUGCUUUAUUCCAUAUGCAUCAUGGUUGUUCAAUCCCUAUUGUGCAUCGUGACAUAUCAAGCAAGAACAUUCUUCUAACUUCUGAUUUUGAGGAAGCUCGCAUCAUUGACUUUGGAACAGCGAAGUUUUUGAAUCCUAACUCAAACAAUAUAACCACAUUUGCUGGCACAUUUGGGUAUGCUGCUCCAGAGAUUGCUUUUAUUAUGAAAGCAAAUGAAAAAUGUGAUGUUUAUAGCUUUGGCGUGUUAACUCUAGAAAUCAUUAUGGGGGAACAUCCAGCUAAGCUUAUUUCAUCUUUGGCGGAGAAUUCAACCAAUAAUGACAUGUUGUUAAAGGAUGUGUUGGACCCACGACUAUCUCCACUGACAAAACCAAUCCUAGAUGAUGUGAUUUUAGUUGCAAAAAUAGCUUUUUGUUGCUUGAAUGAGACUCCUCAAUCUCGUCCAACCAUGGAACAAGUAUCUGUGGAACUAGCAAGGACACCAAAAUCUUAUAUAGAGGAUCAAUUUCACACCAUCACAAUCGGGGAACUAAUGACGGAUUGAACCUCAUUUGCUAGUGUGUCUGCUUGCAUAAAGUGCUGCACUUGACAUUUUACUGUAAAUAUUUGAAGUCUAUGAUUUUUGUAUCAUAUGCAUAUGAU